Molecule: messenger RNA, 1675 nt
Organism: Panonychus citri (citrus red mite)
Lineage: Eukaryota; Metazoa; Arthropoda; Arachnida; Trombidiformes; Tetranychidae
Product: NIF3-like protein 1
Exons: 7
Coding region: 242-1519 (425 amino acids)
Cellular component (GO): cytoplasm; mitochondrion
Source: RefSeq, a predicted model, not a curated record
GUUUGUGUUUCCUUUGUGUUUUUUUUCAUUAAUUCAUUUUAAUUGUUGAUUAAGGGAAUUUUGUUUAAUUGUUGAUAGUCUUUAUUAGUUUCUUCAAUCGAUCGUUUAUCUUUUUCUUAUGUUUAAUCGUAUCGGGUAAUUAGAGUUGGUUAUUGAUUAGUUUGUUUAUUUUUUACUCUUAUGAAAUUAGAUCAAUUUACUGAUUGUUUGAUUACAUUUUCCCUUCCGGUUGGAUGAUUUUAUGUUUUCUAAACAUAAUAUUUUGAUUUCUUUACGAUCCUCAACUUGGACUAAUCUACUUGGACAAUUUAAGUUUCAUAAAUCUUCAAUUGAAUCUGCAUCAUUGGUGAAAAAAAAUCACAUCGGUUCACAGAAGAUUUUUGCAAACAACUUGUACUCAACUCACACCAAAUCAAAUUUAUUUGGUAAUUAUUCAAGUCAACUAGGAUCUCGGCAUCAACGAUUUACCAGUAAAAUGGACGUUAAUUACCCAAGCCUAGAAGGAGUAAUUCGUGUUCUCAAUGAAAUUGCACCUUUACACUUAGCGGAAAGUUGGGACAAUGUUGGACUACUUGUUGAACCAUUUACGACAAUAUCUAUUGGUAAAAUUGUUCUCACCAUAGAUUUAACGGAAAAGGUUAUCGAAGAAGCUAAAACCUAUGGAACCGAGUUAAUUAUUGCCUAUCAUCCACCCAUCUUUCAACCAAUCAAGUCAAUUAACCACAGAACUUGGAAAGAAAGAUUAUUAUUGGAUUGUAUUCAAUGUGGAAUCGCCGUUUAUUCACCACACACUGCAUUAGAUGCCAUAAAGGACGGAAUCAAUGAUUGGCUUUUAUCGCCGUUUAACAUCAAAGAAGUGAGGCCAAUCAACCAAAGUUCAAUGGACACCCGAUCAACGAAUCACUACUCUUAUCGUUUAGAAACUGUGGUCGCCAAUGAGAAUGACAAUAAGCUUCUCGAAAGAAUCGAAAAAUUAGGAAAAGUGUUAAAGCUUCCUUCAUCCGCUGUUAUUUAUACCGAAGAUAAAAAUUUACCUUUAAUCAUAAACAUUUUAUCAGAAAAUGUCUCAACAAAAGCUUCUAUUCACCUUUCUAAACUUGACAUUCCUCCAUUACCUGGUUUCGGUGUUGGAAGAAUAGCCAAUUUAACCCAAGAAUUAACCAUUCAGGAGAUAAUUAACAGAACCAAACAACUACUGAAAUUGGAACAUGUUAGACUUGCUCUAUCACCUAAACAUAAAUUAGAGUCAACAGUCAAUAGUAUCGGAGUUUGUGCUGGUUCUGGUGGAUCAGUUUUACGUGGAUUACCAGUUGAUUUACUAAUUACUGGAGAAAUGUCUCAUCAUGAAGUUCUAGAUGCUCUUUAUGCAAAUGGCUCCUCGGUGAUACUUUGUGAACACACCAACACUGAACGUGGUUAUUUACAAGUAUUAAGAGAAAAAAUAAUCUCUAAACUAAACAAUGGUAAUGUUGAAAUAAUCGUCGCUAAAUCAGAUGCAGAUCCGUUAAAUAUAAUCUAAUAUAAUUAACCAAUAGUCGAUUCAAUCUUGUUGUUGUAGUAAUCAACUUAAAACUACAUCAAUUUAGAAGUGUCUUUUUUUGUUUAUUAUCGUUUUGAUUAGGAAGCCAAAUUGAGAGUUUACUUAAUCAGCAUAUAAUAAAUAUUUUAAAUUAGA